Messenger RNA from Oreochromis aureus, 6681 nucleotides. It is a transcript of the gene ppp1r9a, whose product is annotated as protein phosphatase 1, regulatory subunit 9A. The coding region runs from base 770 to 4246 and encodes 1158 amino acids. The transcript has 21 exons. The record is from RefSeq and is a predicted model, not a curated record. Gene Ontology annotation, cellular component: dendrite; actin cytoskeleton; postsynaptic density. Gene Ontology annotation, molecular function: actin filament binding. Gene Ontology annotation, biological process: neuron projection development; actin filament organization; calcium-mediated signaling. Lineage: Eukaryota; Metazoa; Chordata; Actinopteri; Cichliformes; Cichlidae.
UUGGAGGACAAAGGUAGUGAGGCAAGAUGUGCAUGACAACACAUAUAAGAAGUUAGAUUUUCCCAACAACAGGAAUGUUGCACUACCGUCUAUAUAUUCUCUAUAAAUUGCUUAAAAUAUUCAAACACUGCUUUUUAACUUUUUAACCCACAUACCAUCAUACCAUAGUAGAUGCUUGACAGGCCUUAGGGGUGGUGGAAAUAGCUAACCAACUUUAUGAUUUUCUGGACUGAACUUAGACUGGGAUAACGUCACGACUGACAUUGGAUUUGCUAAAAAUGCCAUUGGUAACGUGAAGAAAAGUAAACCUCCCUCCUUCAAUUGGCUCCAGCUAACUGAGGCCUCAAACUAGAUGAGAGACAACAGAAGGAUGUCCUUUAGUUCUGUUGAGUCAGCUUCAUGUGCAGUCCGGGUCAUGAGGAAUGCAUGUGCUCCUUUGGUGUUUAGCGGGGAAGCCCAGAAAACAAGGAUCGCUACUGUUGUAGUAUUCUGCCAACAGAGUCUGAGCCUCGACCUGCUCUCAGACAUGGAAGUGAAAGUCGCUGCUGGUGUCACAACAAGCAGAAGUCAACGGAUAAAGACAAGGGCGGGCACGAAACCACCAGUUCCAUCCUCUCGCGCUCAAUAAAUGUAUGAAUGGGCCUAAAAGAACUAUAACAACAGCUGGAUCAGACUGAGCGGCACUACUAGUAGAACAAUAUAACUCACUUCGGUGCUCUAAUGCAGCCAAGGCAAUGCUGACAUCUCCUCUGAAUCCAAAGGCAUCAUCAUGCUGAAAACGGAGGCCUCGGGGGAGAGGACCAGCCUCCGGAGUGCCUCCCCCCACCGUAACGCCUACCGGGCUGAGUUUCAGGCACUCAAGAAGGCCUUUGACCAGCCUCAGCUCGAUGGAGACUCAAAGCCCAAAGACCUCGAGCGGGUGAAACAACCGAGGGGACGCCAGUAUGGCACACACGUCAGUCGCAUUAAGGACAUGUUCAUGCAAAUGGGGUCAGAGAAUGCAGCUGCUAAGACCAGGGGUCGUGAUGAAUCUUCACCACAAAAGCUGGUGAAGCCCACGAACUUCGUCAAUAAGGCUGAUGGAUCAGUGAUAAAACUUCAGCAUUCUUCAUCAACUGAAAGGAUUGGAGGUGCCGGGGCAAAGUUUUCCGAAACCAGAAAGCUAUUUGAACAACAGUCACGCGACCAGUCCCAAUCACCAGUCUUUCCCUACGGCCGUGAUAAAAGGGGUUCCCAUGAGCACCUCGAUGACUGGCGAGGGGCGAGGUCCAACCGAGGCAGUACAGACUCCUUGGAUUCUCUGUGCUCCAGAACAGAGGCAUCCUCACCAACUGUCAGCCAACUCAGUGCUGUUUUUGAAAACGCUGACCACCACAACCAGGGGGUUUCAUACAGAGGAGUCAGCAGACGAGCCCUCUACUCACCUGACGGAUUCCAGCGCCAUGGUGGAGACGUCAGUGAGGAUGAUUCUCUUCGACAAUCUCCAGUUCGUGGAACCUACCGGAACAGGAUAGGGGGCAAGUUACCCACAUCCUCGUCUUCGGAGGACCUUCUGAGCCCGAGUCCUGGAGUAGAGACUUCAGAGCGCAAACAAGAUGCUCCACAAAAGGAAGAAACCCAAGACAAAGCUGGAGAGGCUACAGCGGGAGAAGGACAGCGGUUUUCUGGUGCUUCCACCAAUGGAAACCAGAUUAAUGGUUCUUGUGAAGAAGAGGAGAAACUGCAGGACACAACAAAACAAACUGAGGAUCUCGGAGCCUCCAAAUCCUCGAAACCUACACAUGGUGCUGUAAUUACAAACAAAGCUUUAGAGGACACCACUCACGAGUCGCUGCCGACCACCAGGGAAAGCCAAGAGGACAGAGAUGCUUCAAAGGAAGAACAAUCUUCCAAGGACCAGAUGGACGAGCCUGAUGAGGAAUACACUGGGAAUGAGCGGGUGAUUUUUAACGCAGAUGGGGACGCCUGUUACCAGGGCUGGGGGGAAAGUUGCACGGAUCCCGAGGAUGACCUCUACGGUGACGAUGACGAGGACAUUGUCUACGACCCGGGGUCCGAUCUGACAGAGAUUCCUGGUCUGCCGGAAGAAAACAAAGAGGACAUCCCUCCGAAGAGGAAGAUUCGCUUCAGCAGUGCUCCUAUUACAGUGUUUAACACCUACUCCAAUGAAGACUAUGACCGACGUAAUGAGGAGGUGGAUCCCGUGGCCUCCUCUGCUGAGUAUGAGCUGGAAAAGAGGGUGGAGAAACUGGAGCUCUUCCCUGUGGAGCUAGAGAAAGAUGAAGACGGCCUGGGGAUCAGUAUCAUCGGGAUGGGUGUUGGUGCUGACGCAGGCCUGGAGAAACUGGGCAUCUUUGUUAAGACUGUCAUUGAGGGUGGAGCUGCGGAGAGAGAUGGCAGAAUCAAAGUUAAUGACCAGAUCGUGGAGGUGGAUGGGACCAGUUUGGUGGGCGUCACUCAGAGCUUUGCUGCCUCAGUCCUCAGGAACACAUCAGGAGUUGUCCGGUUUGUGAUCGGCCGGGAGCGUCCAGGUCAGCAGAGUGAGGUGGCCACGCUCAUCCAGCAGACCCUGGAGCAGGAAAGGAGACAGAGAGAACUACUAGAGCAGCAGUACGCCCACUAUGAUGCCGAUGAUGAUGAGCAGACGGGAGAAUACGCCACAGACGAAGAGGAGGCAGGAACAACAGUGGCUGGAGGAGAGAAGAGCAUCGAAGUGUUUGACUUACCGGAGACGGAGGAUAUCUUGUCUCCGUCGGAGCUGGAUGCCACUAAACUCUACCAGAAGUUCAGAGAGCUCCAAAUCAAGCACACGGUGACCGAGGCCGAGAUCCAGAAACUGAAAAACAAGCUGGCGUCAGUGGAGCGGGAAAAGCAGCGCUGGGAGAAGGAGAAGAGCCAGCUGAAGGCCAGCAUCGAGGAGAACAAGGAAAGGAUGUUGAAGCUGGAGAGCUACUGGAUCGAGGCGCAGACGCUCUGCCACACUGUCAAUGAACACCUGAAGGAGGCCCAGGCCCAGUACCAGGCUCUGGAGAAGAAGUACAACAAAGCCAAGAAGCUCAUCAAAGACUUCCAGCAGAAAGAGGUGGAGUUCAUCCAGAAGGAGGAUGCAGAGAGGAGGCGGCUGGAGGAGGCUGAGAAAGCUCACCUGGCUGAGAUCCAGGGACUGCAAGUCAGGAUUGCAGCAUUAGAGUCGGAGCUAAUGCAGCUGAUGAAGCAGAACGGUAUCCAGGUCAACAACAACAACAGCAGCAGUUCUGAGAGGCUCAGCGCUCAACAGCACAGCCCGAGCCGAGCUGCAACACAAGCCAGAGACACGAAGGAGGGCUCUCCCCACUCACCCAGCAAAAUAAAGGGCUACGGAGGAGUUCCCAGAGACAGCAUCUGCUCCACAGAAGGAGAGAUCUCUGAAGGUCGUGGAAGUCAAUCCCACAGCCACUCUGGUCCGUUUCGUAGUGUGGCCUCUUGCGAUGGAGGAGUUCCAGCACUUAGGGUCCAGGCCAGUGCAGAGGGCUCCCCCAGAAAAACACUCCACGGUUCUCAGUCUCCGAGCCCCUCUCAUAGUUUGGAGGAGCAGAGACCAGCUCUGGACCCUGGGAAAACCAAAGUGAAGGACAAAGAUCCCAGAGCUUCACCUGGAAACAGUUCCACAGAGCCGUCAGCAGAGGACAGUCCAGAGUACCUCAAGGCCAAGACUGCACUCACAUGGCCCCACUUCUUCUCCUAUUCACAUUAUGUGGCACCCACUUUGUGCGAUGAUCUGAGUGCCAGCAGCAGCAGCUCAGUGGAGAUCAGCGGUCUGCUCAGUGAAGCCAAGAUGUCAGGACGCUCACACACGCUGGUGCUGUCCUCAGAUGAGAGUCUGGAUAUGAUAGAUGAUGAGAUGCUAGACGAGGGGCAGUUUUCAAAGCAGUACCAGUGGCAGAACCGCAGCAUUACCGAAUGGACUUCACAGCAAGUGGCCCACUGGCUUAUGGGCCUAAACUUAGAACACCAUAUCCCAGAAUUCACUGCCAAAAAUAUAGAUGGAGUGCAGCUGCUUCAGCUGAGUAGCGCUGAGCUCAAGGCUCUUGGGGUCACUUCUUCCCAGGAUCGAACGCUGAUCAAGAAGAAGAUCAAAGAUCUUAAAGUUAUGAUGGAAAAGGCCAAGAGGAACCAAGAAAAGAUGGAGAAACAGCGCGAAAAGCUGCGGAAGAGAGAGCUGGAGCAGCAGCAGAAAGAUGCACGUAAAGAAAGUGCGGCGGAGUGAAACGAGCCCUCAGAUUACCUCCCGCUUUACUGUAGCACCACACCAAGUAGCAUCUUGCAGAACAGAACGUCAGCAGGCCCCACAAACGAACCCUGAGGGACGCCUGCUCAGUAGUUCAGUAGUUCUGAAAGGUGGAGCUCCACACCCAGCUGUCAGUUGUUGUUGAGUGACCUUUUCACCAACCAAAUGAAACCAAAAGGAUCAGCUGGAUAACAGAAUGGUGCCCUUCAUUUGCCUCAUUUUACACCCAUCCUGUGUUUUUAGCCAGAGUUUAUGGAUUCUGUUUUGCUGUUUAUAGCUGUAAAUUGGUUUUAUUUAUUCAUAUCCAGAGUGCGCCUGUGAAAAGUUCAUCUCUUUUACCUACCACAUCAUCUCUAGAGACUUCUCUUACCCAUCAUAGCACCUUUAGACAUAGACAUGUACAUGUACAGUGAUAAAUAAGGAUAUAGAUGAUGUGCCAUUUCAAUAGACUUAUGUAUAUCCUGCUCAAAUCUAAAGAUCAGUGGAAUCUCUUUAUGGCUUUUACGAAGCACAUACAGUUCAGGUCUUUGUGUUGGAUUACAUGAGGCAGUGUUCAUCUCCCACCACUGGGUGUCCCCAUGCUGCUUACUUUCACUACUGAAUAAGGCAACACUGGAACUUUCCUAAAGGAAUUGAACUGGAAAUGAAAGAUUCGCCGGGAGGAACGAGCGCUCCGAUUUCUUGCAAGAACACUGGAAGUGCAACCACUGUAAAUUUGACCUGCCUACUGGCUUACAGUGCCCCUUACCGUAUACAUGUAUCAUACUCAAGCCGUUUAAAGUAUGAAUGAUGAAGACAUACUAAACUGACUGGACUUGUUCUAAUAGAGAUUUCAGGUACUGUGUAAUUAUUACAUUUGUAACUUACCUAACCCGAACCACAAAAAACAGAAAAGUUGAUAAAAAUGAAACUUCUUGCUUAAAUGCAUAAUGUUGCUUUGACUCCCCCUUGCAACCUGCUUUUGACCUCUUUUUAUAUUCUCUCAGUAACAAAGUAAUACCUGCCGCUGCCUUUAGAAAUUCCAGCUUAGUAGAAUUUUUCCAAACUCUUCCCGCUUCUGUGCGAGUGUCACGACACAUACGAUAGACUAAACUACGUCCUCAUUCCUGUCAUUUUAUUAUCUCCGAUGACCAAGCUUUGUCAUGCAGAUUUCUCUGGAAUGUCCUGAAAAUAACAUUUUGUAAUGCUGCCAUAAAGAUGCUUUGUGCGACACCUAAAGUGCAGAAACUGUCCUUAAAGAUGAUCUCACCUAAAACGUUGAUGUUACACUGGAAUUGAACUUUACAGCCAGAAUAUAUUUUGGACUUUAUUCUGAAUUUGGUUCAUCACUGUUGGAACGAUUUAGGUUAUUGUUUUAAGAUUUCAAAGCUCACUGAGAGACAUUUUGCCUGUGUUACUUCUUUAUCAUUCCCAGGAAUUAUUUCAUAGGUUGACAUUAAAUGUAGAGACACCACAGCCACCAUGAGAGAUAUACAGGCAGCUGUGAUGAUAUCUUUAUCUUAAUGACCCUGUCUGGUGUGCUGCUAACAGGCUGAGAAGAAUAGACGGGGUAUCAGUGCGGGUAUCAAUGAUAGUAGAUUGUGUUAUUAUUUAUUUAUUCCUGUAUUUAAUGAAGCAAUGUACUAUUGUUUAUGAUAACGAAAUAAGAGGAUUAUUAACAUUUAAUAAUUAUUUAUCCAGAAUUGUAUGAUUACCUACUUUUGCCAAACAUGAUCAGAAAGUGAUUUCAAUUCAAAUGGCUGUUAUCAAAUGAAGGAUUUAAAGGUCAAUAUUGCAAUGAGAGAAAAAAGUCAGUAGUAUAGUCCCAUUGUGCUUGUGGUUUUCCUCUAAUACCACCGUAGUGCUGCUCCCGUGCUACUCUAAUAAACUGCUCAUGAUGUAUUCUCAUGAAAUAUUUUGUAACACUUGAAUCCUUCUGUUAAUACCCCUCCACACACACCCUGACAAACCAGUCAGCAGACUCUUUUGUAUGUAUAGUAAAACACUGAAAGCAAUAUGCUGUAAGAGUCCUAAAGAAGCCUUGUUUUGUAUUGUGUCAAUGUGGGUGCGCAGUUUUCCAGAGGGCUAAGGAUGCUUAAAGGUCAGACCUGAGCUAAAAACGGGAUUCCAGAUUUUUUCUAUGUGCUUGACCGAUCUUGCCAGGCAUGAUGAAACCAUCGUAUACAUGGGACCUCAGUGCUCCCGGCGGGCAGAGACACAAAUGAAUCAUGUCUGGAAGGUUCUGUCUUUUUAUGUAUGUAGGGAUAGCAAAAAGAUAUUUGCCACAAACUGCUAGCCAUGCUUUCACUUUUAAAAAAGCUGUGCUUCUUCUCCUCCUCCUCCUUUUUUUUGUCAUUGCCUUGCUGUCACAUUCUGAAAACUUUGAAAGGGCAGCUACCUGUCACACUGAAUAAAAUGUGCAGCCACUGUCCACA